AUGUCUCGCUUUAUAAUAACAUUCAUUUUAUUAUUAUUAUUAAUUUCAAUUAGUAACUCUCAUUUUUUAUCUUGUUAUAAUCAUCCAAUAGUACCGAAUAUAGACAGUUAUAAAUGUGGUGGUGAAAAUGGGCAUCAAGUUUGUGGUUGUGGUGAAAAGUUUUCGGAAUGUCUUUCUACUGCACAAAAUGAACAAAGUGUUGAUUGUAAUAGAGAUGGUCAUUUAAAUAUAAAUACACGAAGUUACCCUUAUACCUUCAAUUUUAAUCGGCACUUAUUUCGGAGAAAAGCAUGUCCUUAUCCCUUCUUUAUGGAUAUGCCAUUUUCAACAAAAGCUCAAUCUGGAGGUUGUAAUAAUCAGUACGGUGGUUGGCAAGGUUGUAGCUCUGAAAUGUAUGAAGGAAGUUGUAAUGAUUGUGAAGAUUUUUGUGUUGAUGUGGCUUCUCCGGAAGGUGUUGGAGAUAUUUCUGUAUAUAAUCCUAUUACUUCUGUACCUACUAUUGUAGAUGCGGUUCCAAUGGAAAUGGAUCUAAUUGAAUUAGACUCGAUUGAUUUGGAACCAAUCGAAAUGGAACCAGUCGAAGUGGAACCAAUAGAAAUUGAUAUGGAAGAAUUUUAG
Cetraspora pellucida is the source of this 618-nucleotide messenger RNA. The record is from the annotation of a GenBank genome assembly. NCBI's taxonomy places the organism in Eukaryota, Fungi, Glomeromycota, Glomeromycetes, Diversisporales, Gigasporaceae.